Molecule: messenger RNA, 1323 nt
Organism: Entrophospora sp. SA101
Lineage: Eukaryota; Fungi; Glomeromycota; Glomeromycetes; Entrophosporales; Entrophosporaceae
Source: the annotation of a GenBank genome assembly
AUGUCAACAGCCUCAGCUUCUACAUCUACUGCAGACACCACGCUGGCCGAAACAUUGGAAGGAAUCUCAGUAAAAGAUCCAGACUAUUUCACAACUAAUCACGACUGGUCUUUGUUGGGAAUUCUCGCUACUGUUGAAAUUUUGGCAAAGACACAUUUAAAUGAGACACAACGUGCUCUGUUAGGUUCGAUAGAAAGAUUAUUGGAUAUGAUGAAUAGUAAGUUAGAUGUUGAAUCGAUUUUAGGAAAAGGUAGUAGAUUUUCAUUCUUAUUGGAAAUGCCAGUUUCACAAAUUUAUAUAGACAAUAUAUCACCAACAACACUACCGUUUGACCUACAACAUUUGAGAAUGCAUGAAUUAGAACAACAAAGGCUUAUCAAAGAACUCAAAUCAAUUUCAUUAGUAAUAUUUGAUAAAAAUAAUUUUUUGCUCGCACAAAACGUCGAAGAGUCGUUGAUGCGAUGGGGAUUCGUGUAUAACAUUUGUGAUGAUAGAGAACAUUUAAAAAAUUAUUGUCGCCGCAACAACGAUAAUGACAAUAGGGAGAAUGGUGAUGUUAUAAUAUUUAAUGAUAAUCUUGAAGAUUUGAAAUGUUCUUAUCAAUCAGUUGAAAAUGUUUUAAAUGAUUAUGAAUCACAAUCGGUGGUACUUGUUGUAACUAAACCGGUUGGUCGUAUGAAAUUCUUUACGGCAAUAUUAAAAGCUUCCGAGUCGCUGAAAUCACCACUAGAAAGGAUGUUUACAACGAGUUCUCUAAGAAGUCAUGAUAAGAGAUACUCGACAUUUGAAGUAGGACCAGGUGGUGAAAUAUUAUUCAUACCAAAUACUAUGGAACUUGCAAGAAUCGCAUCUCAAACUGAUGAAGGUACACCAAGUUCUGAAAUAUCAGAGCCAGAUAUUUAUAUACCAUCACCGAUAACUACUACUACUGAAGCUACUGAUAGGAAUAAUAAUAUACUGUGGCAAAAACAAAAAACAACUGCAGGUGAUUCCACUACUACUAUUACUGGUAAUGAUGAUAAUAAUGUCAAUGCAAUGCUAUCGAGUAUGAUGCUAAAACAACAUGGCUAUCGAAAAUAUGAAACAGCUAACAAUGGGCUUGAAGCUGUUAAAAAAUUUUAUAAUAAACAUUAUGACAUAAUAUUUAUGGAUAUUCAAAUGCCAAUAUGUGACGGAAUUGAGGCUACAAAAGAAGUAAGCUUGUUUUUUAAUUUAUUUUUUGAUUUUUUAUACGCGGGAGAUGGAAAUAGUGAGGUGAAAAGAGCAGCACCAAAACGAAAAAGGAAAGCAAUUAUUGUUGCAAUGACGGGACUUGCUUCAGAU